CUUCUCCUCCUCCUCCUCCUCCUCCUCCGCCUUCCUCCUCCCGGCCCUGCCUCCCUCCCCCUUUCAGAACACUCAAUGUCGGAACGUUCCGAAGAUGACGUCGGAGCGUUCUCGAAUCCCGUGUCUCUCGGCUGCUGCUGCCGAAGGAACAGGGAAAAAGCAACAAGAAGGAAGAGCAAUGGCGACACUGGAUCGCAAAGUGCCCAGUCCGGAGGCGUUUCUGGGCAAACCCUGGUCCUCCUGGAUCGACGCCGCCAAAUUACACUGCUCGGACAAUGUAGAUUUAGAAGAGGCUGGAAAAGAGGGUGGAAAAAGCAGGGAGGUUAUGAGGCUUAAUAAAGAAGAUAUGCACUUGUUUGGCCAUUACCCAGCACAUGACGCCUUCUAUCUCGUCGUGUGCAGUGCCUGUAAUCAGGUCGUCAAGCCACAGGUUUUCCAGGCGCACUGCGAGAGAAGACACGGUUCAAUGUGCAGACCCUCUCUCUCGCCCGCGUCUCCACCCUCCAAUUCCAGGACGUCCCUCGUCCCAGGGAGAACCAAGACCUGUCUGAGCGGCCAUAACUCUGCCAGCAGCACCUCAAAGCCAUUCAAAACGCCCAAAGACAAUCUUCUUACCUCCAGCAGCAAACAGCACACGGUCUUUCCUGCGAAAGGAUCGAGAGACAAACCAUGCGUUCCAGUUCCUAUAGUCAGUUUAGAGAAAAUUCCUAACCUAGUGAAGGCAGAUGGUGCCAAUGUCAGAAUGAACUCGUCAGCCCCCUCUGCGGUCACCUCCUGCUCCACCUCUGCGGUCUCCACCCCACCUCUCACUAAGCCAGUCUUGAUGUCCAAGCCGGUGCCGCCUUCCCCUGAGAAGAUCCUAAACGGCAAAGGAAUCCUCUCUGCCUCCCUAGACAAGAAGCAUCAAAAUGGCACCAAAAACAACAACAAGCCUUACAGGAGACUCUCAGAGAGAGAAUUUGACCCAAAUAAACACUGUGGAGUAUUGGAUCCCGAGACAAAGAAACCUUGCACAAGAUCCCUCACCUGCAAGACACACUCGCUAAGCCAUCGGAGGGCAGUCCCGGGCCGGAAAAAGCAAUUCGACCUCCUUUUGGCGGAACACAAAGCCAAGUCCCGAGAAAAAGAAGUUAAAGAUAAAGAGCAUCUCCUGGCUUCCACAAGGGAGGUGCUUCCCAACCCCGCUGGGCCGGGGCCAGAGACUCUGCCGGGAUCUUCUGGGAGCUCGGGGCCAGAACCUAAAGUCGCCUCCCCUGCAAAAUCCAGACCACCUAACUCUGUGCUUCCUCGACCGUCAUCUGCCAAUAGCAUAAGCAGCAGCACGUCUUCCAAUCACAGUGGCUACACGCCGGAACCCCCUCUGCCCCCAGCCGGAGGGGACCUCGCCAGCCGACUGUCAAGUGAUGAAGGGGAGAUGGACGCAGCCGAAGACUCGGAGAAGUUAGACUGUCAGUUCUCCACCCACCACCCCAAACCUCUUGCGUUUUGCUCAUUUGGAAGUCGUCUCAUGGGACGUGGGUACUAUGUGUUUGAUAGAAGAUGGGAUCGUUUUCGACUCGCACUAAACUCCAUGGUAGAAAAACACUUGAAUUCACAGAUGUGGAAGCACAGAAACCCGAGUCCCAGGGCCUCAGGUCCCUCCCCCCUUUUCAGGACUUGCCUAACCAACCUUCUGUCUCUGAGCAACAUUGGGGCUGCCUGGGUGUCAACUCUGGAGAGCGUAGCGCCUCGCUGCCCUCUCAGCCUCGCUGCCCAAACCCCAGGCCCCCCCGACGGGCCCGACCCUGGAGGGAUGGCAGCCGAUGGGGGCGUGGAAGACAUUAGGAAGAAAAGGAACGGCCAAGACUCUUUUUUCUUUAACAAGCAUUUAACUCUGCAUCAGGAGACGCCAGCACAGUAUUCUCUUGCAGCCAGGAAGAUCCCUCCUGCGGCAGAUAGCCCCAUGCCCUCGCCAGCAGCCCGCAUCACCACCCCCGUUCCGGCAUCCGUUUUUCAGCCUUUCAGCAACCCCAGUGCUGUGUACCUUCCUUCAGCUCCCAUCAGCUCGAGGCUCACCUCUUCCUACAUCAUGACAUCAGCCAUGCUCUCAAACGCAGCUUUCGUGGCAUCGCCGGAUCCGAGCGCCCUCAUGUCCCACACCUCAGCUUUCCCUCAUGUGGCUGCCACCCUCAGCAUCAUGGACUCAACCUUCAAGGCCCCCUCCGCCGUGUCCCCGAUACCAGCCGUCAUCCCUCCCCCCUCCUCCCACAAGCCAUCCAAAACCAAAACCAGCAAAUCCUCAAAAGGCAAAGACCUGUCCGCCCGUAGCGACGAGUCUCCAAGUAACAAAAAGAGGAAGUCGCAGCCUUCGACUUCCUUCUCCUCCACCUCCUCCUCCUCAUUAUCCUUGCCGACACCCCUCUCGUCUCCAUUGUCAGGGCCCCACAAAAAGAACUGUGUCUUGAAUGCCAGUUCCGCAUUGAACUCCUGUCAGGCGGGCCCUCCCUUUAACAGCCUGUCUGCACACAGCGCCAACAACGGGGUGAGCCCACUCAGUGCCAAACUGGAGCCCCCAGGACGGACCUCGCUGCCCGGUGGCCCCGUGGACCUUGUGAGACACGUGGGCUCGGCGGGCGGCAGUGGCCCCUGUCCCCUCUCGGUGCCCUCCCUGGCGGGGGACCUCUCCCUGGCUGCCCACAAUGCUGUGGCUUCUCUGCCCCACUCUUUUGACAAAUCAGAAGGAAAAAAGCGUAAGAACUCGAGUUCUAGUAGCAAAGCCUGUAAAAUCACUAAAAUGCCUGGUAUGAAUAGUGUUCACAAAAAGAACCCGCCCGGCCUCCUCGCAGCCGUGCCUGACCCCGCCAACAGCAUCUCCGCUCGGCAGGUUGGGAAAAAUAGCAGCCUAGCUUUGUCACAAUCCAGUCCUUCGAGCAUAUCCAGCCCAGGACACAGCAGACCGAAGACUACAAACAGAACGGGCAGGAUAAGGACUCUACCAUAGUAAUCAGACUCCAGAGCCACUUCCAAACUGAUUCCUGGUGCCCGUGGCCGGCAGAGGAGCGGGGAGGGUGUGGGCAACAGGGGAGAGGCUAUUUCUGGUGCCCUGUCUAUGGCUCUGGUCUUUUUCCUUCUUUUUCUUUCUUUUUUUUUUUUUUGUUUGAUUUGACCAAUUCUUAGUUUUCAAGAAAAAGGCAAAAGAAUGUGAGUUGGAGAUUUACAGAAAACGAUGCCAGUGUUUUUGUUCCUGUCGCCUUUAUUUGCCAUGUGUAAGCAUUCUUCCAAGUUUGGGGUCACUCCUCUAGCUUCUGUGUGAUGCUGCUGCAGCUCUGUCAUUCUCUUCAGCCACAAGAGCAGAAGUGGCAGAAUGUCCGUUCCAGGCCGGCGUCUGGGACAUCAGCCCUCGGACGGGCAGACUUCCCACCCAUGCCUCCCACCUGCUCCCGCCUGCACCCCACUGACCAUCAGAAGGAGCUGGACAACACGUGUGGGCAGGAAAGAGGGAGGGCGCGUGGCUGGGGAGGAGGCUCGUGGAGGGAGGCCAGAGCAGAGAGUGGGUGGGCUGUUUCUGCAGGCCUGUCGCUCCCCUGGGCCCCAGCACUCAGACUGAGCAAACUGCCCCGUGCAGACUUGAGAACAGUGCCAUUUCCUGAUGUGAGGUGCCCCGUACUUCUCUCCGGCCCUCUGUCUCCCAAAGGAUAGAGUCAGGGACAGGGGCUGAGACAAGAUGACGAGGUGGGAGGAAGCAGAGAAGGGGACAGGGGGUAGGGGGAUAGGGACAAGAUGUCCCUCCAAAAAAGGGUAGAACCUGGGGGCCCUCUGGUCAUCUGCUCAUGAGGAUUCUAUGCUGGACAGUCUCUUCCAAGGCACAAUGUGCAAGGGACCAAAGCUAAGUUAGUUGCCCAGGAGGGCGGGUGAGAAGGGAGAGAACCAGGGAAGGAGAAAGGAAGGGUCUCCAAGAGAAAGUGUCAAAUCCCUGGGUAUAAUGAGUACUAACAUUACUGCACACCCAUAGGUCAGAGGAACCUCCCCCAACACGCACACACACACACACACACCACAGACACCCCCACCCCAGAUACCACCAGAAAUAGUAAGGACGAUUUAGCAGAAAAGAGUCCUUUUGAAGAGAGAAGCUGAAGCCCCUCGGCUCUCCUGCUCACACUGGAGUUUUGAGAGAAACAGCAAUACUGUAAGCUCUGAGAAGAAAUCCUGGUGGAGAAAGGAAAUCAGUAUCAAGCAGAGGUUCAGGACUGUUCAUCAUGUCAUUCUGCAUAGGAUACCGUGGCAGGGAGAUCUGGAGAGUUUGCUUCAUCCCUUUAUCAGAGGUGGAUGCCAGUUUUACAGCUGGGCACAAAUCCUCAUCCUUGCCCGCAGAGUUUCCCCGUUAUUCCCCCAUCCGUCCCUCCAACCCAAAGAUCAAACUACUGUUUUGUUUCCCCUCAUGAUUGGUUUUGCAAAGACGGGAGGCAAAUGGAGUGAUUUGCAUCAAUGGAAUUGCACUGACAGUGUUUCUUAUAAGAUUACUAAAAUUUUUAAUAUAAAAUGAAGAUUUUUUUAAAAAUCAGAAGUUGAUAAUAGGUACCAGGACAUUAGUUAAGAUGAUUUCAUUUUUAUUUCUACAGUGUUAAAAGUGCACUUAUAUGCUGGUUUAUUUACAUCUUGGGAAGCAAGAGACUGCAAAUUGAAGGGAAGAUUGUUACUUUUCUUUAAAAAAAAAAGGUUAAGGCAGAUUUUAAGACUUAAUAAAUGUUUAAGAAAUUAUAACUAAGGUUAGACCCUUUGAAAAAAGUUUAGAAGAUAUUCUUAAAAUAAAUUUUAUAGUGUUAAUUUUGUAAUAAUUUAUGUUUUACUAUAUUACAGAGCUAACUGGCCAGAAUAGUUUCAGAAACAAUAUGAAACUUAGGAAAGUUUGAAGCAAUGUUUAUAUUUUUAAAAUGUUCUUUGAAUUAUGUUUUUAUUGUACAUUUCUUCCAACUGAAAAGUAUGUACAUAUCUUUGUUAUUUUUGCACAAUUUUUGUCUUGUUUGGUUUUAGAAGUCUUUUUUUUUUAAUAAUUUAUUUUGAGUUGUAAAACUUGCAGGAGUAAAAGCAAACAAACAAAAAAAUCUCAACAACAAAAUAACCCUCUGAUUUAUAAACUCUUAUACUCGAAGAGGGAAACAAAGGUUGAGAGAUUAAGUGGCUGCUUCUGAGAAAUAAUGUCUCGACAGGGACUAAAAGGAGCAAUUCAAUAGGUUUAAACGUUUAACUCUCUACGCCUUGAAUUGCAAGCUGGGAUAAAGAGGGUCCCCACUGAAUGCUGCUUACUUUGUGAAAGACUGGCUCUGACCAAGGUGAAGACGUUUCUGGAAAACUGGGCAAAAAGGGAAAACCCACGGUGUUCCUUCCUUCACAGGCAACCACAGGUCUACUUUCUAACGGUGUAUUAAAAACUCACAGCUUGAAAAAUGGAAUGCAAAUAAAAGGUCUUCUUUGGGUUUGUUUUAAUGGCGUGCAACUGGACCAACCUAUAAAGCGUUAUUAGGGUAUUAUUCUUUGGGUACUUCUGUUUCGCCCGCCCCACUCAGCCCUCUCUCCUGCCCCUUGACUGCACACACCCCUCUUUGCCUGAAGAUCUCAUGACUGGUCUCCAGCCAUAGUGGCGCGAAAGCUCUGGUUGUUAAGCAUAACGCAAAGCAUAGACCUGUCAGCCAUAAAAAAGAAAAAAAAAGAAAAAGAUAAAAAAAGCGACUUGGAUAACUUGUAUGCCUUCUUUUGUAUCAAUGUACCAAUUGUAAAUAAUGCUGAUCAACCUUUGUAGAAAAUAGUUUAUACAGCAUAUUCUAUUAUUGCUGAUUCUCAGUGAACUCUUGUUUUGAAAAAGGAAAAAAGAAAAUUUUCUAUUUACACCUUAUAUUUUGUUAUGCUGUCGGCCCAUGGCACUUUAACAAAACUCUGUGGGUUUUCCGUAGCUGGUCAUCAUGGGUAUAUUAAAUAACUGUUGUUGCACAGACAAGAAUUUGCACCUGCUCAUUUGUCCUUUCCUACUAAAAAUUUUAGAACCUUUUCCAGAAUUUUGAAGAAAGCAUGUCCAAACAUUCUAAACAAAUGCCACACUUGCGAAGUGGGGUGUUUUUUUUCUAUGAUCCAUAUUUUGUAACACUAAGUAUUUUCCUCCUUUGCCCCGCACCUUUAUGUAUUAGCACUCUCAGAAUUCAUUCCAUGCCUGUGAUAUUGUAAGCAGAAUAAAUGUCUAAAGUAGGUGUAAAUAGUAAAUUCUAUGGCUUACAGUUUUAAAAAGAAAAGAACAAACAUGUAUCUGUUGAUACUGUCGUGGUUCAUCACCAGGCCUGGAGACAUUCUCCAGCAAGCGAUUGUAUUUUUGUUUUGUUUUAUUUUUCUUUUUUUUUUGUAACAUGGCUUUGUAAAUAAAAUAAUUUAUAUGUUUGUAUAACCAAGUCUUCGGGUUUUCAUAACAUAGAGAUUAGAGGUAUUUUCUUGGGGGAGAGCAUCUCUGCAGAUGCAC
This is a messenger RNA of Sorex araneus (European shrew), 6484 nucleotides long. RefSeq names its product ataxin 7 like 1 (gene ATXN7L1). Bases 95 to 2980 code for a protein of 961 amino acids. The transcript is spliced from 13 exons. NCBI's taxonomy places the organism in Eukaryota, Metazoa, Chordata, Mammalia, Eulipotyphla, Soricidae. The record is from RefSeq and is a predicted model, not a curated record.